Hippoglossus stenolepis (Pacific halibut) is the source of this 1063-nucleotide messenger RNA. It is a transcript of the gene or55e1, whose product is annotated as odorant receptor, family 55, subfamily E, member 1. Gene Ontology annotation, cellular component: membrane. Gene Ontology annotation, molecular function: G protein-coupled receptor activity; olfactory receptor activity. The transcript has a single exon. Lineage: Eukaryota; Metazoa; Chordata; Actinopteri; Pleuronectiformes; Pleuronectidae. Gene Ontology annotation, biological process: G protein-coupled receptor signaling pathway. The record is from RefSeq and is a predicted model, not a curated record. The coding region runs from base 16 to 1011 and encodes 331 amino acids.
GGUGAAGCUGCCGCCAUGUUGGAUUCAUCACCGAGUUGGAACAUCUCCCACAACACCUUCGUGCUCCGAGGUUUUCCAGAGCUGCAGCGACAGCGCCGCCUGCUGGCGCUGCCCUUCUUUGCCUCGUAUGUGUCCGUGCUGCUGGGAAACUCUGUGCUGGUGCACGUGAUCCGUCGCGUUGAGAGUCUGCACAGCCCCAUGUACCUGCUCAUCUGCACGCUCUGCGUGGUCGACAUCCUGGUGGUGACCGCCAUCAUCCCCAACACGCUGCUCGGCCUCCUGUUUGACUGGAACGAGAUCUCAUUGGCCGGCUGCCUGACUCAGAUGUUCUUCACUCACUUCCUGUCCUCGGUGGAGUCAACGCUGCUGCUGGCGAUGGCGUUGGACCGUUACGUGGCCAUCUGUCACCCGCUGCGCUACGCUGACAUCAUUGACUCCUCUAUGUUCGUGCAGCUGCUGCUCUUCACUCUGGUCCGCAGCGGCUCCAUCAUGGCGACGCUGGUCGGUUUGGCAGGUUCACUGUGGUUCUGCGACUCCAACGUCAUCCGGCACUGCUACUGCGACCACAUGGCGCUGGUGAGUCUGGCGUGCGACAACACGCAGAAAAACAGCACAGUGGGCCUCGUCGUGAUCGUUUGCUUUGCGGGCGUCGACAUUUCGCUCAUCAUCCUCUCCUACAUGAAGAUCCUGAGCGUGGUCUUACGAGCGGCGGCGGCCGGUGAGGACCGCUGGAAGGCGUUUCACACCUGCGGCACUCACCUGAUCGUCAUGAUGUGUUUCUACCUGGUGGGCAGCGUCACCUUCCUUUCUCACAACCUCAACAUCCACGUUCCCACGGAGGUCAACACCUUCAUGGGACUCGUGUACAUUCUGUUCCCUGCCACCGUCAACCCCGUCAUCUACGGCGUUCGGACUAAAGAAAUACGAAAAGGGUUUUUAAGGAUUUUUAAACUCAGAGAAAAGAAACUAACGGAAACUAAAGUUUUUCCUUCAGGACAAAGACACACGUGACGUAAAAUGUUAUCAAUAAAUGUUUUCACUUCUUCACUCAAAGUUUUUUAAA